UACUCCGGGGUGUCAGUGCGCGUGGACUCUUCUUAUAUCGACAUAUUGGUGCUACUAAUUUAAAUAAAAUUUAGACAAAUUUAACGAUUGUACAUUAAACUAAACGUAAUAGAGAAUAAAUAUUUAUAUAAAAUAUAUAACUAACAAAAAAUAUUUGAUAUUUAAAUAUAAGAAGUUUAAUAGAAACGUUAUAAAGCGACACGGUACAGUCGCACCUUAAUAAAUUCUAUCAAUUGUUUAAUUGUUGCCAGUAUAAAGCACGAAUCAAAAGUUCACGAUUUAUUUGUCCGCAUAUAAAGUACAAUUCGGGCGAUAUUGCAGUCAUUACGUAAGUUGAUUGUCCAAUUUAGUAAACGCUUUUAGUAGAUUUUUUCUGUUUUUUCGAUUUUCCGAACGAAACAUUAAGCGGGGCCAAUUAGACAAAUUUAAAUAUUCUAAAUCGAGAUAGUGAUUAACCUUAAUGACAACUAUAGUUAAAGGAUUUUACCCUAAUCCCCCAAACAUUUAAAGCAAAGAAAUACUCCCAUACGCCCAGUGGAGGGAAAAUGGAACAUACCGGUUAUCUGGGAAACUCUCGCGUGGUUCUCAACCAUUACGAUGUCUCAACUCAGGCCGAUAUCCAGCAUGUGGCUCUCACUUACGAAUCCGAGGACGAGAUCAUGGGUCGGCCCCAUCGUUCGCGUCGCGGUACCGCCCACUACAGCAAGCAGGACAUCCGCGAGCAGUACUGCAUCUCCGACCGGGGCUUGGGGGCCCUCGAAUCCGACCGCCAGAGCCUCUUCGGUUGCCUCUCAUCGCACCAAAGCUCCCCUUGCUCAAACCGCGCCUCUUUCCUCACCGCCUGUGUUCGCCAGAAAGUACCAUCCGACGAGAACCUCUACGACUUGUACCGAAGACAUCCGGCCGACUACGCCCCCUACCCGAGACGCAGCAGGUACCCGUGGGGGCCCCUAGCACCGGAAAUAUACCGGUACGACGAGGACCUCAAGAGCUCCUACUUCCGCCGGAAGGUCCACACCGACCCCAGCAGGUACACCUGGAUGCCCUCCGACGACGAGUCGGUCCGCAUGGAGAAGCCUAAAAGCAUACUCGAACCCUACCAUCCCAACCCGCCUGCAGCCUCGCCGCCGGCACCCAGCAAAAAGCACGUAAGUUUCGCCCGAUCGCACACCAUGGCCUCGUUCGACGACGCCAUGGCCUCCUUGAGCUCCUCCUCGAGUCACUUGAACCGGAUGACCCGGAGUCAAGAGCGCCUCCUCGACGUUCGAAAAGCGGAAGGACUUCCGAUAACGCGUCAACCGGAACCCUCCGACAAUCUUUUAAUCAUCGACAAGGUGAAACGGGCCCCCAUGAAGACCCAAGCCACUCAGACCGAGGCCUGUCUCGGUCGCAAGCCCCUCCCGCCCGGUAACAUCAACCUCAGCCCCCGUACCAUUCACAGGGUGAAAAUGGUAAGUCAAGGCGCCCAAACCAACGGUUUCCUCAUCAACGGUCGCAAACUCAUCAAAUCCUUCUCCGAGGCCGGCACUAAAUUCAAAAGUGACUUUCCCCCAUUUGAAACAAUCGCCGAUCACGAGCCCCUCCAACGCACCCAAUCGGACGAACCUCCCCGCUCCCCCUUCAUCGUAACGUCUCCUCCGCAUCUCCCGAGUGACUCCUCCUCCCUGUCGCGAUCCGAUCACGAAUCGGAAGAUUCCGAAUCGAAAAAAGAGAUUUUUAUCGAUUUUAAGCCGCAAGUACCGACGGGGAAGGUGGCCAAAAGGCCACUCACCAAGACCGUCUCCGACGGGGAGAUGCUGCUCGAGCAGAGGAAGACGCUCAAGAUCGAGGUUCCGGUGGUGAGUGACAAGCAGAUGGUGUCCUACAGUCACGAGCAUAUCGUGGUGAGCGAGGAGGAGCGCAGCUUCACGCCCUACUUUCAAAAGGCGCCAAUCAGACACGAGGGGAUUUGUAGGCAGCUGGGGGACACCAACGUCUACUCCUCCCUAUCGUUCGACGACAACAAUUUCCAUACGCAAGAUUCAAUCGAUGAGGAGUUUCACGAAAACCUCAUCUACAACCGGAUGUACAUGCGGCAGGAUUCGGUCGAAUAUUCGCCAAGUGAUGAAUGUGUGGUACCGUCGGUGUGUCUUUUGCCCGACAGGAAGCUCUCGCCUUUCGCCUCCAAUGACUCUCUUACGAAUGACGUCAGGGACCAUUCUGAUGGUAUUUGGAACGAAUCCCAGGCGACUGUCCUCCAAGUCGACUCGGGUACUGACAACGGUACCGCCUUGAGCAGCUCCGAGAUGACUUCGGUGACGUCCCCCGGCUCCGCCAUUCUGCUAACGCCAUCUUCCCGCCGCAAACACCUCCUAAUGAUGCAACACCAGCAAAGGUCGUCCAUGGACACCGAAGCCUUGGAGGAAGAGUUCGUUGAACAGGGUGAGACAUCCCCCCGCAUCAUAAUCGAGAAACCGAAGCAGUACUUGACCCCCGGUCGCAACUUAUCGCCUUCGUGGCGCCGCAAAACCCCAGAAACCCCCGCCGAGUCGCCCCUCCCGGCCGUAGUCCCCGACUUGCUGCUCGCUCGAACCGACUCCUGCAAAACCAACACCGACGUAUCCGAGAGCACCACCACCGACGACUACAUCACCGCCAACUCCGGCACAGACAGCUCCCGGAAGAGCGGCUCCACGCGGGUGGACUUCUACAACCUGCAGGCGCACCUCCAGGAGAGUUCGUUCGAGAGCAGCAAGGGCGACAUCUUCGGCGAGGAUAUGGUGGUGCCGUCGUUCUCGCCGCCGGUGGAGGAGCCUCCCAGCAUGUCGACCACUCCCGUGCCUGAGGUGCGUACCGGCCGCUCAACUCCGUCCGAGUCGAGUUCGUCGUAUGGAAGUUACAGCGUGGAUGGGUCGUGUCCCGACCUUCUCGAACGCAGUACCAAAGUGCCUUCAAAGGAUGAAGUCCGGUACGAAUCGCCCUCGCCCACCAACGACACGAAAUGGCAACAAAGACGGCCGUUCACUCUCGAUAUCAAACACCAAGCCACACUCAAACCGUCGCCUUCCAACGAAAAGCCCAAACGGGCCAAGUCGAGGACGAGGAGUCCGAUGCAAACGCACAAAAAGCACUACCAGAUUAAGAAAGCAGGGGUGUAUGGACACCAAGCGGAGAACAAGGCCACCAGUGAUGAGUCCAGCUGCGACUUUGGCAAGCACUCGACCAAUCAGACGUCGCCGAGGAAGGGAAAGAAGGGCAAGGAGAACAACAGGCGGAAGUCCCUGCCGAGGUCUCCCACGCAAAAGCCCAAAAAAAGUGUGGAAAUGCAACCGUCGAGCUUACCGGGGAGUUUGUCAAGACGGAAGUCCAAAAAGAGCCAACCGGAGGACGCCAAGAGCACACUCACCCUUUACAGCCCUUCGAAGCGCCACAGCCCCGACACCGCCAAGCUGAAAGCCCUCAGUGCCGAGUCGCUCCGCUCCGUGAGCCCUGGCAGUGACAGCGUGUUCUACAGCGACCCCAGCAGCCACACCGCCGACCACCAGGUCCACUGCCUCCACUGCGGCAAGGAAGUGGACAUCGUGACCACCGACGACCCUGACAAGAGUCUAAGCAGCAACGGCACCCAAGACAUCGUGCAACCGCCAGCCGGUUUCGAGGAUUCGCCUCGUGCCAAGCAUCCCCCAGGUCGUCUGUACAAGAAACUAGACCGGAGAUUUCGCUCCGAAGACCGCCAAGCCGACUACCGACGGCAAAAAAGGUACAAGCCCGACGUGAGGGCCAAGUCGGAGGAACGCGGGGCAAAGACCUACAGGGCGAAGCUGCGCCCCAUGGCCAAGUCGACCGACAACAGCCAGGAGGUGCUCAAGGCCACCGAUUCGAGUCCGAGUGUUUUGCCGGGCGCGCCGGAGGACGAGGACGAUCAAGGGGUUUACGACGUGCCUUACAUGGAGGGCUGCUGGAUUUAUGUGGACGAGAGGGAGGAGGUGCAGCGGAGCAAGGGCUGCACGCCCACGGAACAGGAGCCGCCAAGGAGGGACUCCGUCUCGAGCACUGAGUCCGAACAGGAGUUCAGGAAGAGGUAUCAAGCGGUCACACAUCGAAUGGUGCAUCGAAAAUCCUGCCUCGAGAUGUACAAGAGGCAGACGUCAAGGUCGUUUGAUGAGUAUUUAGACGGAACAUAUUCGCGUAAAAAUGAAACGGUUAUAAAGUCAUUCCGUUGUGGCGGUGCUCUCACCAUGGCCUUAGGAACAUCGCUGCCGCCCGACGACCAAUUGCGCACCAAACUCGAAGAAAUCCUUAAAUUAAUGUUGGUUAUUUGGUGCCGGGAGAACCAAGCCUUGAACCUCGUCGCGAACCAAAAAAAUGAAUGCGACAAGACCGUGGUGGUCCAUCGCGAGUCCGGCGAGUUCGGGUUCCGCAUCCACGGCUCAAAGCCGGUGGUCGUCUCCGCCAUAGAGCCUGGAACUCCAGCUGAAACUUCCGGCCUCGAAGUCGGCGACAUCGUAUUGGCCGUGAACGGCGUGAGUGUCCUUGACAAGAGCCACUCCGAAGUGGUGAAAAUCGCCCACGCUGGCAGCGACACCCUCUCCUUGGAGGUAGCUCGGACUUGCUACGCCCUCAACAGCCCCCACGACGAGCAUUCCACAGCCCUCUACAGCGGCUAUUUAUGGAAACUAAGCGGUUACGCGUCGGGCAAUCUGUCAAACAAGUGGAUUCGGCGUUGGUUCUGUCUCAAACAAAACAAUUGCCUUUAUUACUACAAGACUGAUUCGGAGAAGCAGCCAGUGGGAGUGGUGAUGCUGUUCGACCACGAGGUGCGCAAGCAGAGCGACGACGAAGAGGGCGUGUCCAAGAACCACCGAUUUGUUAUUUACAAGCCGGAGGCGGUGCCCUUGCAUCUGGCCGCCGAUAAUGGCACCGCCCUCAACCGGUGGUACGAUGUGAUCAGUCGAGCGAUCAGUGACAGUCAAACGGUUGAUGAGUUUUUGGAAAAAACGAAAAAGAAUCUGACUUUGGCGCCAAAUUCAAUUUCGAACCCGGAUUGCUUCGGGUAUUUGGUCAAGUUGGGGACCCAGUGGAAGUCCUGGAGUAAGCGCUACUGUGUCCUGAAGGACGCCUGUUUGUACUUUUAUCAAGACGCAGGGUCCAAGUGUGCGUUCGGAGUUGCCUAUUUGCAAGGCUAUAGAGUCCAACAGUCGAUCACGGGGAAUAAGAAGCACGCAUUUGAGAUAAUUCCACCUGAUCCGAGCAAAAAACAUUUCUACUUUCACACCGAAUCGGACGCUGACCGAAAACGAUGGAUCGCCGCACUUGAAUACUCGAUCGACCGAUGGCUGAAAAUACAAUAACUUGAUGUCUAUAUCACCUGUAGAUGCAUGAUGUUUUUCAUAUAAUUUCGAAGAAAUCAUUUUGCUCAAUUAUUUCCUUGUAUUAUCGUUUAUAAUAAAACUUUGGUACUAUACUUAAUGCACUGCCAUUGUAAAUACUCAAAAGUACUAAUAAAAAUCCAGUCACCUUGGA
This is a messenger RNA of Tribolium castaneum (red flour beetle), 5502 nucleotides long. RefSeq lists its product as uncharacterized. Gene Ontology annotation, molecular function: protein binding. The transcript has 20 exons. The coding region runs from base 546 to 5330 and encodes 1594 amino acids. NCBI's taxonomy places the organism in Eukaryota, Metazoa, Arthropoda, Insecta, Coleoptera, Tenebrionidae. The record is from RefSeq and is a predicted model, not a curated record.